Messenger RNA from Camellia sinensis, 1296 nucleotides. Lineage: Eukaryota; Viridiplantae; Streptophyta; Magnoliopsida; Ericales; Theaceae. The record is from RefSeq and is a predicted model, not a curated record.
UUCGUACCCGUCAACCGUACACAGAACAGAACAGUAGGCCCCUCGCCAUCUUACACUCCGAUCCCUCAAUUGGAAGUCCUUUGUUUUGGUGGAACCCUAGAGACUUCUUCUACUUGCAAAUGCACUUUGUUUAUCUGCUGGUUUUUGGCUUCCGAGACAGAGAGUUGAAUGAUGCAGUUAGAUGAGAAAUCAGUGAAGGUUGAUUUGGGAAUGGAAUUGAAGGAAGUGAAAGGUCAAGAAAUUGUAAAUGGUGAGGUUGGUUUAGAGAGAGGAUCAGAAGGCUGUAGAAAUAAAUGCAAAGAAUUGGAAGAGAGGAGUAGCAUGGCUGAAGAGAGGUGUGUGUUGUUGGAAUUGCUGAUUGAGAAGAAGAAGAGUGAGUUUGAAUUGCUCGAGGGUAAGCUUGGUGCAUUGGAAGUCGAAAGGGUCGGGAUUGAAGAUGAGGUUAAGCUUUUGAAGAGAAGAAAUGUUGAACUUGAAAAGCAAAUCACUCAGAUUGAAAAUGAAAACAAGGCUGAUAUAGGCAAAGGGACAGGAAAGGUUGUAGAUUUAACAGAGGAGAAAGAUGAGGAAGAUAAGGUCAUUCAGUUGAUGAUUGAAAACAAGGUUUUGGAGUGUGAGAAGAAAAGAGCCGAAAGUGAGGUUGAGGUUUGGAAGUUGAAGUAUAAAAAAUUGGAGUGGCGAGUGUCAGCACUGGAGAAGGGUAUUUUGGACUUCAAAGGAGGGCGAAGUCCAUUGGCUGGAAUGAUGAAAUCCCGAUCGGAAAUGCAUAAAAAGCAGACAAGUAAAGAAGGCGAAUUAAAAGAUGGAUUGGAUGUAGCAAAUAGCUCAGAACAUUUGGAAGCAGAAACCGCAAUUGUGGAUAACAAUGAAACCAUAAAAGCUGCAACUGGUUCACCUUCGAUUGAUAUGCCAAGUAAGCUGACCACACAAAUUGAGGGAAGCAAAACAGGUUUCCUUUCUGAACCUGAAAUGGACCAUGGCAGCCAAGUGAGAAAACGAUUGGCAUUCAGUGAAGAAAGCAGUCUCAGCAAGAAGAUGGCUCCUUCGACGCCAGGUAGUGCAAGAGCUUCUUUUGGCAUCAUUGAUAUCAGUGACAGUGAAGAUGAACUAGCUAAUGCAAAUGUUAAUAUGCCUCAUUUUGAGAGUCAAGUAAAUAGAACAGUUCCUGUUUCAACUGAUCAUUCAUCAUGGAAUGCUAUGGGUAAUGAAAACAAGAAGACUUCUGAUGAUAAUUUAAAGAGGACUCUCGCAGACCAGACUGAUGAGGAGGAUAUGGAUGGUUAUAAGGGGAAGUAA